This is a messenger RNA of Papaver somniferum (opium poppy), 3048 nucleotides long. Its product is annotated as potassium transporter 6-like. The coding region runs from base 560 to 2905 and encodes 781 amino acids. Gene Ontology annotation, molecular function: potassium ion transmembrane transporter activity. The transcript has 8 exons. Gene Ontology annotation, cellular component: membrane. Lineage: Eukaryota; Viridiplantae; Streptophyta; Magnoliopsida; Ranunculales; Papaveraceae. Gene Ontology annotation, biological process: potassium ion transmembrane transport. The record is from RefSeq and is a predicted model, not a curated record.
CCCCAGCACGUUCUAGUCUCUCUCUCUCUCAAAAACUUAGACAGAGAAAGGCACAUCAGUGGUAUCGUACUUCAGUUCGACCAUUCUUUUACAGAAGAAACUCCAAACAAGCAGUACAACUUCUUCUCCAAUAUAAUCUCAUCAAACCAAAACAAAACCAGUGUUAGAUACUAGAUCAUUUUAGUACCCACCACCAACUAGAAAACAAACUCUCUCUCUCCCUCUCAACACACAAAGACACACGCAUAGUAUUCUAAUCAUCUUUCUACGUGCGGUACUUAUUCCAACUAAUCCCUCCACGUCUAAGCCAUUUCUUCUUUAUUUUUAUAUUCCUUUGGUGGAGUUUUCGUGUUUAGUUCCCUCUUCUGUACUGAGAUAUACUAUCAUAUCAUAUCAUAUCAUAUCACCAUUAAUGGUUGCUCAACUGUUUCUUUGAAAAAGAAACCAAAACAACUUCUUUUGAUUACUUAUUAUACUGAAAUAACUCAUUUCUGGUUGUGGGGUUUGUUUAUUUGUGUUAAAUUCGAAGUAAAAAUGGUUUUUUGAGAUUGGCCCAGACAUGGAUCUGGAAGUUGCUGAGGAUUACAAAAGCAGUACUAUCAAGAAGAAGGAAUCAUGGAGAACUGUAUUAACUUUAGCUUUUCAAAGUUUAGGUGUUGUUUAUGGAGAUUUAAGCACAUCGCCACUAUACGUAUACAAAAGUACUUUUGCUGAAGAUAUUCAUCAUUCAGAAACAAAUGAAGAAAUUUAUGGUGUUUUAUCAUUUAUAUUCUGGACUCUUACAUUAAUUCCAUUACUUAAAUAUGUAUUUAUAGUACUUAGAGCUGAUGAUAAUGGUGAAGGAGGAACAUUUGCUUUGUAUUCAUUACUAUGUCGCCAUACAAAAAUGAGCUUUUUGCCUAAUUGCCAAGUAGCUGAUGAAGAAUUAUCAGCUUAUAAGAAGAAAGAUUCCGUUGGUCCUCCGGUCAUAAAUAUUGGGUUCAGAAUGAAAUCAAUGUUAGAGAAACAUAAAGUUUUGCAGAAGAUGUUGCUUCUUUUAGCUUUAAUUGGGACUUGUAUGGUUAUUGGUGAUGGGGUCCUAACUCCGGCGAUAUCAGUUUUUUCUGCGGUUUCCGGUCUCGAGCUAUCGAUGUCAAAGGAACAUCACAAAUAUGUAGAGGUUCCAGUUGCAUGUUUCGUCUUGGUAUGCUUGUUUGCUCUCCAACACUAUGGCACCCAUCGAGUAGGAUUCUUGUUUGCACCAAUUACCAUAACAUGGCUUUUCUGCAUCAGUGCAAUUGGUGUGUACAAUAUAAUCCAUUGGAAUCCGCACGUGUAUCAAGCUUUAUCUCCGUAUUAUAUGUACAAAUUUUUGAAGAAAACUCGACUUCAAGGUUGGAUGUCAUUAGGUGGAAUACUAUUGUGCAUAACAGGUUCAGAAGCUAUGUUUGCUGAUGUAGGACAUUUCUCGCAGCUAUCAAUCAAGAUUGCCUUCACCUCUGUUGUGUACCCCUCUUUGAUUCUCGCAUAUAUGGGACAAGCUGCUUACUUAUCUAAGCAUCACAUCAUUGAGAGUGAAUACAAAAUUGGUUUCUAUGUAUCUGUUCCAGAGAAAAUAAGAUGGCCAGUACUUGCAAUAGCUAUACUUGCAGCAGUGGUGGGAAGCCAAGCCAUUAUAACAGGAACCUUCUCAAUUAUCAAACAGUGCUCUGCUUUGGGUUGUUUCCCAAGAGUCAAAAUAGUCCACACAUCGUCAAAGAUACAUGGUCAAAUUUACAUACCAGAGAUCAACUGGACUUUAAUGUUACUAUGCUUGGCUGUUACAAUCGGAUUCAGAGACACAAAACGUAUGGGUAAUGCAGCAGGGUUGGCAGUUAUAACCGUCAUGCUGGUCACAACCUGCUUGAUGUCCCUUGUCAUGGUCAUAUGCUGGAACCAGAGUAUUUUCCUAGCCAUUGGUUUCAUAUUAUUGUUCGGAUCUAUUGAAGCACUCUAUUUCUCAGCCUCCCUCAUCAAGUUCCUUGAAGGGGCAUGGGUUCCGAUUGCCCUUGCUUUCACUUUCAUGGUUGUCAUGUAUGUUUGGCACUACGGUACAGUCAAGAAAUACGAGUUUGAUGUGCAAAAUAAAGUCUCCAUCAAUUGGCUACUCAGCCUUGGCCCCAGUCUAGGCAUCGUUCGUGUUCGAGGAAUUGGUCUAAUUCACACAGAACUUGUCUCAGGUAUCCCUGCCAUCUUCUCUCACUUCGUCACCAACCUUCCGGCAUUCCACCAAGUUUUGGUCUUCCUAUGCAUCAAAUCUGUCCCUGUCCCAUACGUUCAGCCUGAAGAAAGGUUCCUUGUAGGUAGAAUUGGGCCAAAAGAGUACCGUCUUUAUAGGUGUAUUGUAAGAUAUGGCUACCACGAUGUCCAUAAAGAUGACAUGGAGUUCGAAAGGGAUCUGGUUUGUAGUAUAGCUGAAUUUAUUCGUUCAGGAAAUUCGGACUAUAAUUGUGGUGGAAUGGAAGAGUUUGAGAAAGAGGAUGAAAAAAUGGCUGUCAUAGGGACCUCUUCAAGCUUCAAUGAAGGGAUACGGAUGUGUGACAAUGAUGAUGAUGACCCAGGUGAAACUGCAGGGACAUCAGAACUGAGAGAGAUUCAAUCCCCAAUGGUUCCGAGGAAAAGAGUGAGGUUUGUAUUGCCAGAAAGCCCGAAGAUUGAUAGGGAUGCAAGGGAAGAGUUGCAGGAUUUAAUGGAAGCUAGGGAAGCCGGGAUGGCAUUCAUAUUAGGACAUUCUUACGUAAGAGCGAAACGUGGUUCGAGUUUUAUGAAGAAACUUGUUAUAAACUAUGGGUAUGAUUUCUUGAGAAGGAACUGUAGAGGACCUAGUUAUGCAUGGAGUGUUCCACAUGCAUCUACACUUGAGGUUGGUAUGGUCUACCAUGUUUAAUAGUGUUAUUGCUAUGUAGUUAGAAAUGGUUUACUAUACCGUAUAAAAAUUGUGUCCAGUAUGUAUAGUUUGUAUGUGAAUUAUCAAACUUCAUCACACACAUUCUGAUUGAUAGAUGAAAUCAACCUACAGAAGUUCCGAAA